Misgurnus anguillicaudatus (oriental weatherfish) is the source of this 4089-nucleotide messenger RNA. Its product is annotated as somatostatin receptor type 2. The record is from RefSeq and is a predicted model, not a curated record. Gene Ontology annotation, biological process: neuropeptide signaling pathway. Gene Ontology annotation, molecular function: G protein-coupled peptide receptor activity. Lineage: Eukaryota; Metazoa; Chordata; Actinopteri; Cypriniformes; Cobitidae. Gene Ontology annotation, cellular component: plasma membrane.
AUUUGUCCCAAACUUAGAGUAUAUUUACCAACCUUAUUUUUGAGGACUACCUUAAAAUGUUAACCAUGUUGUAAAAUCAAGAUCUGUUUAAUUAUUUUUUUUUAUGUUUUAUAGGUCUAAUAAAGAAAAUGCAACCUAUGGUUGGGAUUAAUUUUCGCACAGUGUUUGGUGAUCACUUGGUGAAUAUGUAGUGCUUACCAAACAACCCAGAAACUAUUUAUAGAGAUACAAGAUGAAUAACACAUAACAUUGUGUUACAUGUACAAUACUUCUGGAAACACCAUUAUGGUAAACCCUACCAGAAAGUUGGACAACAAUUCUGUUUAUGGACCAAAUGACGUUGAGCAAGUGUUAGUACCCAUAUUUGAUACCUUCAUCCUAGUGACUGGUGUGGUUGGACACAUAUUGGUUCUUAUCAUCAUCUGUCGUACCAUGCGCAAAGGACGUGGACAGAUGAAUGGAGGCAGGACUGGAGGAAUACAAGAAACAAAUGCAAACGGAACCGAUGUUCUUCUUCUGUCAUUAAGUGUGGCCGACCUUCUGCUGCUUUCCUGCCUUCCUUAUCACACGGUUGCAAUUGCGACCCACCACUGGCCCUUCGGGAGCUUCAUGUGUAAAUCUGUGAGCUUCCUAAGUGCGAUGUGUACCUCUGCCAGUGCCUUCACAUUGGCUGCUUUGGCGUUUGGUCGGUUCCUCAUUGUGGUGCACCCAUCAAAAGCGUAUCGAUGGCGCAGAGAAGGCCGAUUGAAAAUAAUAGCUGGUGCAUUGUGGAUACCUGCUAUAGUCCUUGCAUCGCCUCAGUUUGCAUGGCGGAUGGUGAUUUCAGGGCAUGAAGCCCGUGAGGACCUGGCAUGUUUUAAUUUCCUAUCCGAUAAAGGCCAGUUGGCAUAUGGAGUGUGUCACUUUCUACUGGCUUUUGCCUUUCCACUUGGGAUCAUUGUAAUAGCCUAUGCCAAGAUCUACCAUUUCCUUAAAAAGACCAGACAGGGCCGAAUAAGCCAGGCGGACCGUUUGGAACAAUAUCAUGUGAAGGUAACCCAAACAUCAGCUAUGUUAGUGCUGGCAUUUGCAUUGUGCUGGCUGCCUUCAUAUGGUUUAAUGUUUGCCCAGAUAACUGAGAGUGAUGCAACUUUACCUCGCUUGGGACCUUUUGCUACCUUCGCUCGCAUCAUGGCAACCUCGUCUACUGUGGCCAAUCCUAUUCUCUAUGUUUUUAUGUCAGAAAAAUUCAGGAAGGAACUAAUAAAUCUGGGUCAAGAAUGUUGUAAAAGCAGAGCUGUCUAAAUAUUAAACUGGACAUUUAUUUUAUCACUUUCAUAAAAAGUUGUUUACAAACCUGAAUGUGUAAGUGUUAACAAUUUUUUUUGUUUGUUUGUUUUUUAGCUUAAUUAUUAUUUAAGUAUAAGGGAUGACAUGAAAGCUUAAAAAAGUUGAGACUAUUUUACACUGUCAGAUAAAAAGUACCAAAAAUGUCACCGUAAUAAAAAUGUCCUAAUAAUGUGCCAAUAUGGCCUUUAAUAUGCACCUGUUAGGUACAAAAGUGCACUUUUUGAAAUGGUACCGUGCCCAGUGACAUCUUUUUCUACCCCUUAACAGAGACUUAUAUACAUUAACUGCUUUAGUUAUACUGUAUUGGUUAGAAUACACUGUUACUUUGUACAUACUUUAAAUAUUUUGUGUCAAUACAAUUACAGACUCAAAUGGUUUCUGCAAACUCAGAAAGAGUUUAAUGUGAAUCUUGCCAAAAGAAAUACUUUUGUUUCAGUUUGCAAACCCAAAAUUGACAAUAUGGUUAAUACUGUAAAUAAGAUUCAAUUAGUGCUGGGAAAAGAAAGAUUAAUCGCGAUUAAACGCAUACAAAAUAAAAGUUAAUUUGUACUGUGUACUGUGGGUAAUUAUUAUGUAUUGGCUAUUUAAACACACUCACAUACAUAUAUACAUUUCAGAGAUAUAUAUAUAUAUAUAUAUUUAUUUAUAUAUAAUAUAAAAUAUAAACAAAUAUACACAUGUAAAUGUUUAUUAAAUACACACAGCACAUACUUGCAUAUUAUGCUAAAAAUCACUUUUAUUUUGUAUUUGAUUAAUCGCCAUUAAUCAUUGCCCAGCACUAGAUUAAAUACAUUAAAAAAUACCAUUCUAGUAUAUGUUUUAUUUGUUUACAGAAUGUAAUAAAAUUUUGCACUUAAAUUAAAACUUAUAUUUUAAUCAACUUAGAUUCACAAGUCAUUUUAACUGUAGUGACUAGUGAUGAGUUGCUGUAGCUUAACUUAUAAAAUAAAGUUGACAUAACUAAAGCAAAUUCAAGUUUUAUUUAUUACUGUAAGUUACAGCGACUCAUCAGUCAAGCUUGAAAUGACUUGUAAAUCCUAGUUGAUUAAACUUAAAAAUGUAAGAUCAAAAAUAUGUUUAUUGUACCAAUGCCAAAUUUACAGUAAGUCUGUAUUUAAGUUUAUAUUGUACAGCAUAUAACCAAUAAUUGGAUAAAUAUUGGACAGAACGAACUGUUGGGUUUUAAAUACACAUAUGCUGGGUUGCUGCAAUGUAAAAAGUGAAAAGUUGGAUCAACUUAAAAAAAUUACUUUCGUUUGAAACUUUUUUUUUCAACUUAAAUUACCAAAAUGUUACCAUUUGAAGUAAUUUUUUAGUUAAUCCAACUUUUAACGUUUUACAUUGUGUUUCCCAAACAUGGAUGGAAACAUCCCAGCAUAAAUUUAUUUAAAACCCAACAACUGGUUCUAUCCAGCAUGCAUUACUCAAUAGUAUCUAUUAAAAAAUGUAUUGACAGAUCAUUUUUUUAAACCAAAUGUAAGCCACACUCCACUGAGUAAUAAAUGCAAAUUGUAUGUCACUUGUAAUGUGCUUUAUUAAAUUUGGUGAUUCAACCACUUAAGCAUUUACUUGAAAGAAUAAAUGAACCAUCAAAAUAUAUCAGAUGACACUUUUUUUGUGCUUUGAACUCUAUAUCUGAGUAACAAUAAAAUCAGAAAUGUUUCUGUUCAUCACAUCAUCGAACGACACAAGCCAACAAUGGACAUUAGGAGUUGAAUGCUUUGUGGAGUCUUUCAGAUAGACCCUAUACAAUAAAUGGACACAAGUUUAAUUAAAUACAGAAACAAAUACAGGACAUAAUGCUCUGAAAACACAGCACAUAUCUUAAAAAAAUAUUAUGAAAUCAAGUGUUUUGUGGUUUUUACACAUGCACACUUUUUUAAAAGCAGUUUUUAUAAAUAAAUAAAACUGAUGACUCUUCCUGCACUACACAGAGUUUUGUCCAACGCUCUAAAUGAUAAUAUACCCUCAAGGUUUGUGGCAGGACCCUUUCAAAAUGUACACCUGUACACCCAAAACUUAAUAUUAGUACAUCAGAGUUAAACAUAAGUUUAAAAGGUUUAAAAGGUACAUAUCUGUACCUAAAUUAGGAUCUUUAGGGUAUAGCCCCAGUCAGGGCCGCCUUAACCUAAUGUGAGGCCCUGGGGCUGAGAGGUUUUGGAGGCCCCCAUCCCCUCAAUUUAUAGUCUCAUUUUAAAAAAAAAGUCUAAUAUCUAGGUAAUCUACAUCACAAAAUGCAUUAGUUUCUUUCAAUACAUACAACAGAGAGUUUUCCCUCUUUGACCCAGAAAACACCAUAAUAUCAUUAUUUACAUAUAUCACUGAGCCCACUUGAGCAUAAACACAAGACACUUUACAUUACGCGGAAUAGAAAAAUCUGUUACGUCUGAUAUUUUAUUUCACAGUAAGUUACCACGGACCAAUCAGCAGACAUGUAACGUGCAGUUAGAGUGAUUGACAGAUAACCUGACAAGUUACAAAACAAUAUGAAUGUGAACUUGGGAGGCCCCUGGGCUUCAGCCUAGGUAAGCCCGUGCAUUAAGGCGGCCUUGGCCCCAGUGACAGCUUGGGACAAUUUUUUGACCAUUUUUUCUAACAGCAAUUUAAUUUCAUAGUGUCUUAAAUCUUAACUUUCAGGAAAUUCAAUUAGCCUGUGUGUAUUUUUAUCACUUACCAUCUUACAUUCACAUUCUUGUCCAUAAUCUUUAGAGUUGGAUUGUUGAAUUCAUGAGCCUUUUCAUAUGAAAUAUUGUAUUUGCC